UUUGCGGCUCUUUUGAAUUUCUCAAACUGUUUACUUCUUACUAAGGGGCCCUGGCUAUCUCUUCUUACAGGUUGAGGUGUGCCUGGCAAAAUGUUGGAUACACAAGACAGUGACGAAGAUAAACAGAAUGUACUUGUUGCAAAAAUAGACAAUGUGAAGAAUGUAUCACAGCUUUUGAAAGCAGUACAUUUUAAAGAGAGUGCAGUGGUGGUGGUAACAUCUGAUGGAUUGAAAGUUACUGUGGAAGACAGCAAGUGUGUGCAGGCAAAUGCAUUCAUACAAGCUGACAUGUUCCAGCAAUUUGUGCUCAGUCAAGAGACAUUGUCCUUCAAGAUAAACCUGUCAGUGCUGCUAGAGUGCCUGAACAUUUUUGGCUCUGGCGGUACGGCAGGUGCCACCACAGCUCUCAAGAUGUGCUAUGCGGGAGACGGUCAUCCACUCGUAAUUGUGCUAGAGGAGAGUGGCGUGCUCACAGACUGCUCCAUCAAGACGCAACUGCCGGAGGACACGAUGGAUUUCAACUUCAACAGCUCCGAUGUAGUCAACAAAACAAUCAUCAGGUCUGACUGUCUGCGGGAGGCGCUGGCGGAGAUGGACGGCGACUGUGACCUGAUGGAGUUGGUGUUUUGUCCCACUCCACCGUUACUGCAGUUCGCCGCCGUCGGAGCCGGUAUCGAGUCAAAGGUGGAGGUGGCGGGCGACUCGGACCUGGUCGAGCUGUUCCAGUGCCCGCGCACCAGCACCAGCCGCUACCGGCUCGCCCUGAUGAAGCUCUCGCUGAAGCCGCUCGCCCAGUCGCAGAAGGUGUCGCUGCGCACGGACGCGCGUGGCUUCCUCUGCCUCCAGUACAUGAUCAAAACGGACGACGGACACAUCUGCUUCGUCGAGUUCUUUUGCUCUCCAGAAGAGGAUUGAACACAGCUGAAGCUACCAUUGUUAUCUUUGUUGUUCAUUCAUGAAUCGUCAUUGUAUAUUAUCUCCAUACCAUUCCAUGUUUUUAUAUGAACACGCAAUAUAUGAUCCAUUACUUGUAUCA
Amphibalanus amphitrite is the source of this 1036-nucleotide messenger RNA. RefSeq names its product cell cycle checkpoint protein RAD1-like. Bases 91 to 915 code for a protein of 274 amino acids. The transcript is spliced from 8 exons. The record is from RefSeq and is a predicted model, not a curated record. Gene Ontology annotation, biological process: DNA damage checkpoint signaling; DNA repair. Lineage: Eukaryota; Metazoa; Arthropoda; Thecostraca; Balanomorpha; Balanidae. Gene Ontology annotation, molecular function: 3'-5' exonuclease activity. Gene Ontology annotation, cellular component: nucleus; checkpoint clamp complex.